AUGACUGCAGAAGAAGUUGGAGGAAAGACAAAACAAAAUAUAAUCGAAGAGACGAUUACCGAGAUGAUCAGCUCAGACGCCAGAUCGAGGCUUUCUAACAUAAAAUCAGUGGCACUCGAGAGGUACUACAAGAUAGAGCAGCUUCUAUACGACAUAUACACGAUCCAGCGCAUAGAGAAAAUAACAGAUGCAGAGUUUCUCAAGAUACUGCAGGCAACGGAAAAGCCGAAGAAAACAUUCGUGUACACGAAGAGGUACGAUCUUUUGGAUGAGCUGGAUUGA
Messenger RNA from Nematocida minor, 282 nucleotides. RefSeq lists its product as uncharacterized. Lineage: Eukaryota; Fungi; Microsporidia. The record is from RefSeq and is a predicted model, not a curated record. The coding region runs from base 1 to 282 and encodes 93 amino acids. The transcript has a single exon. Gene Ontology annotation, molecular function: DNA binding.